Messenger RNA from Balaenoptera musculus (blue whale), 2364 nucleotides. RefSeq names its product methyl-CpG binding protein 2 (gene MECP2). The record is from RefSeq and is a predicted model, not a curated record. Lineage: Eukaryota; Metazoa; Chordata; Mammalia; Artiodactyla; Balaenopteridae. Gene Ontology annotation, cellular component: heterochromatin; nucleus. Gene Ontology annotation, biological process: negative regulation of transcription by RNA polymerase II. Gene Ontology annotation, molecular function: double-stranded methylated DNA binding; chromatin binding; methyl-CpG binding. Bases 722 to 2245 code for a protein of 507 amino acids. The transcript is spliced from 3 exons.
UGGCUCCUAUGUCAUCAUCGGGAAGCAAGUCUGUCAGGCAUGCAGCUGCGGGGUGACCUACACUAGUGAGAGGCACAGCAAUGAAAACAAGGGCAUCACCUCAAGUGAGAGGAAAACAGUAAUGACAGAAAACUGCAGCAGGAAGGAGCUGUGGGAAUCUAUUGCUGGGGACCAAAGAGGCAGGCGUGACCUGAGCGCCCGUGCAGACUGGCUGUGGGGACCUGAAGGCUGGAUAUUUGUCGUGAGGGCACCGGAGGCCAGCUCUGCCCCGUUUGUGAGAAGGGUUGCCGUGAGCACCCUGCGGCGUGGAGGAGACACGAUGGAAGAGACGUAGCUAGAUGUGGAGGCCGGGGAGCAAAUGCUCACGACACAGGCUGUCCAGGGGAAGAGAUGAAAUCACAAAAACGUCAGUCAUAACGACUGGCUUCUUGGUUUUCUCCCAUUCUUAACUCAUUUGGCCAGCCCCCUCUGCAGUGGCCUGCGUGGGGACAGUUGGUGGUGAAGCCACCCAGCUUGGCUUUAGUCAUGGUCCACGACUGUACCAGCUUAUCACGCCGGGCCCGAUCCUUCCCCCACCCGCAGCGGCCCCGCACCGCCUUCCGGAGCACUCCCCCGGCUCCCGCUCUCUCCCCUUUCACAGCACUCAUCCACAUCGCUAUGAUUUCAUUAUUGACUGUAUGCUUUAGAAGAUUGUUUGUACCAGGAGAAAGAGAAGAAAUGGAUGCAGGUAGAAAGCGUGUCUUGUUACCGGAGCAGCCCUGGCCCCAGCACAGCUCGGGCCCGCUACCUAGAUUGUCAGCUGCCGAAUGAGGAAGAAAAGGCAGAAGAACAGGAUCUCCAGGGCCUGAAGGAUAAACCUUUGAAGUUUAAAAAGGUGAAGAAGGAUAAGAAAGAAGACAAAGAGGGCAAGCAUGAGCCCCUGCAGCCAGCGGCCCACCACUCUGCUGAGCCAGCAGAGGCAGGUAAAGCAGAGACCUCGGAAGGGUCGGGCUCGGCCCCAGCCGUGCCAGAAGCUUCGGCCUCCCCCAAACAGCGGCGCUCCAUCAUUCGCGACCGGGGACCCAUGUACGACGACCCCACUCUGCCUGAAGGUUGGACCCGAAAGCUUAAGCAAAGGAAAUCUGGCCGCUCCGCUGGGAAGUAUGAUGUGUAUUUGAUCAAUCCCCAGGGAAAAGCCUUUCGCUCUAAAGUGGAGCUGAUUGCAUACUUCGAAAAGGUAGGCGACACCUCCCUGGACCCUAAUGAUUUUGACUUCACGGUAACUGGGAGAGGGAGCCCCUCCCGGCGAGAGCAGAAACCACCUAAGAAGCCCAAAUCUCCCAAAGCUCCAGGAACUGGCAGAGGUCGGGGACGCCCCAAAGGGAGCGGCACCACGAGACCCAAGGCAGCAACAUCAGAGGGCGUGCAGGUGAAAAGGGUCCUGGAGAAAAGCCCCGGGAAGCUGCUCGUCAAGAUGCCUUUCCAAGCUUCGCCGGGCAGCAAGGCCGAAGGGGGUGGGGCCACCACGUCGGCCCAGGUCAUGGUUAUCAAACGCCCCGGCCGGAAGCGAAAAGCUGAGGCUGACCCCCAGGCCAUUCCCAAGAAACGGGGCCGAAAGCCGGGCAGUGUGGUGGCGGCUGCCGCCGCCGAGGCCAAGAAGAAAGCCGUGAAGGAGUCUUCCAUCCGGUCUGUGCAGGAGACCGUGCUGCCCAUCAAGAAGCGUAAGACCCGGGAGACGGUGAGCAUCGAGGUGAAGGAGGUGGUGAAGCCCCUGCUGGUGUCCACCCUUGGCGAGAAGAGCGGGAAGGGACUGAAGACCUGCAAGAGCCCCGGGCGGAAAAGCAAGGAGAGCAGCCCCAAGGGGCGCAGCGGCAGCGCCUCCUCGCCCCCCAAGAAGGAGCACCACCACCACCACCACCAUGCGGAGCCCCCUAAGGCGCCCGCGCCACUGCUCCCGCCCCCGCCCCCGCCCCCACCGGAGCCCCAGAGCUCCGAGGACCCCGCCAGCCCCCCCGAGCCCCAGGACUUGAGCAGCAGCGUCUGCAAAGAGGAGAAGAUGCCGAGAGCAGGCUCGCUGGAGAGCGACGGCUGCCCCAAGGAGCCAGCUAAGACUCAGCCUGCGCUCACGACCGCCGCCGCGGCCACAGAAAAGUACAAACACCGAGGGGAGGGAGAGCGCAAAGACAUUGUCUCAUCCUCCAUGCCAAGGCCAAACAGAGAGGAGCCUGUGGACAGCCGGACGCCCGUGACCGAGAGAGUGAGCUGACUUUACACAGAGCGGAUUGCAAAGCAAACCAACAAGAAUAAAGGCAGCUGUUGUCUCUUCUCCUUAUGGGUAGGGCUCUGACAAAGCUUCCCGAUUAACUGAAAUAAAAAAUAUUUUUU